AUGGCUGAAGGCUCAGGAAUUGAUCGCAAGGCCGAUGAGAGGAUGGAGUUUUCCACCUCUAAGGAGGUUACAGUCCAUCCUACUUUCGAGUCUAUGUCACUGAAGGAGAACCUCCUUCGCGGUAUCUACGCUUACGGAUACGAGUCACCUUCCGCUGUUCAAUCUCGAGCCAUUGUCCAGGUCUGCAAGGGUCGUGACACCAUCGCCCAGGCUCAGUCCGGUACUGGAAAGACUGCUACCUUUUCCAUCAGUAUGCUGCAAGUCAUCGACACCGCGGUUCGCGAGACACAGGCCCUUGUUCUGUCACCGACACGAGAAUUGGCAACUCAGAUCCAGUCCGUCGUCAUGGCUCUUGGUGACUACAUGAACGUCCAAUGCCACGCUUGUAUCGGAGGAACAAACGUUGGUGAAGAUAUCCGCAAGCUUGACUACGGCCAGCACAUUGUCUCUGGCACCCCAGGCCGUGUGGCAGACAUGAUUCGACGACGACACUUGCGCACCAGACAUAUCAAGAUGUUGGUCCUCGAUGAAGCUGACGAGCUCCUCAACAAGGGUUUCCGAGAGCAGAUCUACGAUGUUUACCGAUAUCUCCCCCCUGCCACUCAAGUCGUGGUCGUCAGUGCCACCCUGCCUUACGAUGUUCUCGACAUGACUACCAAGUUCAUGACCGAUCCCGUUCGCAUUCUUGUCAAACGUGACGAAUUGACCCUCGAAGGUCUCAAGCAGUACUUCAUCGCCGUCGAGAAAGAGGACUGGAAGUUUGAUACUCUAUGCGAUCUCUACGACACCCUCACUAUCACACAAGCUGUCAUUUUCUGCAACACGCGCCGCAAGGUUGACUGGCUCACCGACAAGAUGCGCGAGGCCAACUUUACCGUCAGCAGCAUGCACGGCGAUAUGCCCCAGAAGGAGCGAGACAGUAUUAUGCAGGACUUCCGUCAGGGCAACAGCCGAGUGCUCAUCUCGACUGACGUGUGGGCCCGUGGUAUCGAUGUCCAGCAGGUCAGUCUGGUUAUCAACUACGACCUGCCUAGUAACCGUGAGAACUACAUCCACCGUAUUGGUCGUAGUGGACGAUUCGGUCGCAAGGGUGUUGCUAUUAACUUCGUUACCACCGAAGACGUGCGCAUUUUGAGAGACAUUGAAUUGUACUACUCUACCCAGAUCGAUGAGAUGCCCAUGAACGUUGCCGAUCUCAUUGCUUAA
Messenger RNA from Fusarium pseudograminearum CS3096, 1206 nucleotides. RefSeq lists its product as uncharacterized. The transcript is spliced from 3 exons. Gene Ontology annotation, molecular function: RNA helicase activity; ATP binding; mRNA binding. Bases 1 to 1206 code for a protein of 401 amino acids. NCBI's taxonomy places the organism in Eukaryota, Fungi, Ascomycota, Sordariomycetes, Hypocreales, Nectriaceae. The record is from RefSeq and is a predicted model, not a curated record. Gene Ontology annotation, cellular component: catalytic step 2 spliceosome; nucleolus.